GAAGGAUCCAGUUGUGGGGUCACCCUAUCGCCGUUGACUGGGCAGAACCAGAAGUGGAGGUGGACGAAGACACCAUGUCAUCAGUAAAAAUUCUCUAUGUGAGGAACCUCAUGCUCUCGACCACAGAGGAGACCAUAGAAAAGGAGUUCAACAACAUCAAACCAGGUGCAGUAGAGAGAGUAAAGAAAAUUAGAGACUACGCCUUUGUGCACUUUAAUAAAAGGGAAGAUGCUUUGGAAGCUAUGAAAGCCUUGAAUGGGAAGGUGCUGGAUGGGUCCCCAGUCGAGGUGACAUUAGCCAAGCCCGUUGACAAAGACAGCUACGUCAGAUACACCCGGGGCACAGGCGGCAGAGGUACCAUGUUGCAAGGAGAGUACACCUACACCUUUGGGCAUGUGUACGACCCUGCCACCGCUUACCUGGGUGCCCCAGUUUUCUACGCACCCCAAGCCUACGCAGCUAUCCCCAACCUUCACUUCCCUGCCACUAAGGGGCUCAGCAACAGGAGCAUCAUCCGGCCCCCAUCCAUCCGAGAAAUUUACAUGAAUGUACCUGUAGGGGCUGCGGGAGUUAGAGGCCUGGGAGGUCGCGGCUACCUGGCGUACACGGGUCUGGGGCGCGGAUAUCAGCUCAAAGGAGAAAAGCGGGGAGAGGAUAAACUCUACGACCUCUUGCCAGGAAUGGAGCUCACGCCGAUGAACCACGUCACGCUAAAGCCCCAAGGGAUCAAACUCGCUCCUCAGAUCUUAGAAGAAAUCUGCCAGAAAAACAACUGGGGACAGCCCGUUUACCAGCUCCACUCUGCAAUUGGCCAAGACCAAAGACAACUCUUCCUGUACAAAAUCACCAUCCCUGCCCUCACCAGCCAGAACCCCGCCAUACAUCCCUUCACACCACCCAAGCUCAGUGCCUACAUUGAUGAAGCCAAAACCUACGCAGCAGAAUAUACCCUUCAGACGCUGGGGAUUCCCAUGGAGGGAGCAGAGGUGCCGCCUGCAGCGCCAGCUUUUCCAGGAUACGCUAUUGCUAAUGCAGCCGCAACGGUCACAGCCACUCAGCUCAAACAAGCGGUCACUAUGGGACAAGAUUUAGCAACGUAUGCAGCGUAUGAAGCCUACCCCGCCUUUGCGAUCACUGCACGCAGCGAUGGCUACGGAGCAUUUUAA
Mesitornis unicolor (brown roatelo) is the source of this 1166-nucleotide messenger RNA. It is a transcript of the gene A1CF, whose product is annotated as APOBEC1 complementation factor. The record is from RefSeq and is a predicted model, not a curated record. Gene Ontology annotation, molecular function: mRNA binding. NCBI's taxonomy places the organism in Eukaryota, Metazoa, Chordata, Aves, Mesitornithiformes, Mesitornithidae. The annotation marks the transcript as partial. Gene Ontology annotation, cellular component: nucleus. The transcript has 7 exons.